AUAAAAGAACGUUUCUAAUUGCCAGUUAACAACAAACGGUUCUAAGCCCUUUAACAGUUAACAUAAGCAUUCCGAGCUAAAGUAAAAAUAAAUAAAUUAAUAAAAAUGUUCAAAUACUUGGUGUUCGCUAUGCUUUUGAGCUUGGCUGCUGCCCGUCCCGGUUUUUUUGGCCCGGCUGUAUUUGCUCCUGGUCCAGCUGUGGUUAAAGUAGUCGGACCAGCGGUAUAUCCUGCUCAUCCUCCGUUUAUUAAAGUGGUCGGACCUGCUGUUCUUCCCGCUCCUGUUGUUACCAAGGUGGUGCAUCCUUUCCCUCUCGUGGCUGGUCCCUUCUAUCCUCACGGCCCCGUCGUAGUUGGUUAAAACUUGCUAGUUUCAAAAUUUUGAACUUUCCAUCUAAUAUUGCCCGCCACACUACACUUUGAAAUUAUUUCGUUUUCGCUUGAGUUUCGAAACACCCAUCGUGUACCUUUAUUGUAAAAAUUUGUGUACUUGUCAUAUAAUGUAGUAGAAUUUUUUUUUUUUUUUUCUCAUUUUAACUCAUAUCUGUGUUCAAUGGUUUAUAUUAAAACAAAAAAAAAAA
Molecule: messenger RNA, 580 nt
Organism: Glossina fuscipes
Lineage: Eukaryota; Metazoa; Arthropoda; Insecta; Diptera; Glossinidae
Product: neuropeptide-like 3
Exons: 2
Coding region: 106-360 (84 amino acids)
Source: RefSeq, a predicted model, not a curated record